AUGGAUUUUGAGGCUCAACUGCUAGGCAAAAAUUUUGUUAAAAUUGUUGUGAUUUCAAUAGUAUGUCUCUUCGGUCUGGUCCAACCCUCUCUGGGGACCACCAUACCAAGUAGCUCCUCGGGACUACUCAUUCCCAGCAAUGUAACAGAUCAGACUUUCUACAAAGUCGAGGGAAUCAUACUGGCUGCGGAUAGACGCCUCAACCUGGACAGCAGUUGGAUGUCGGACAUCACCCUGUCGAUAGACAAUGGCGACAUCAAGGGAUUCGUGCGACUGGACGGAAGAUUCGUGAUAAGCGGGGUGCCCAAUGGCAGUCACAUUCUGGAGGUGCAGCACCCGGAAAUCCACUUCCACCAGGUGAGGAUCGAGAUCACCGGGAAGGGCAAGUACCGGGCCAGGAAGGUCAACUACAUCCAGCCCUCGAUGGUCAGCCACAUGCACUACCCACUGCGCCUCCAUCCGCUCUACCGUCGCAAGUACUUCUGGACCCGCCAGCAGUGGCACUUCAUGGAUCUCAUCCUGAACCCCAUGGUCCUGAUCAUGGUGGUGCCCCUAAUCCUCAUGAUGAUCGUGCCGCGGAUCAUCAACGAUCCGGAGACCAAAAAGGAGCUGGAGAACAUCCAAAUCCCGAAGAUGAACGACAUGCCGGACUUUGGGGACAUGCUGUCCUCCUUCCUGUCAGGGAACCAACCCGUCCCAGAACUAGAACCGAAGAAGAUUCCCGAGAAACCCAAAAAGAAAGGCCAUUAA
This is a messenger RNA of Drosophila ananassae, 750 nucleotides long. Its product is annotated as ER membrane protein complex subunit 7 homolog. Gene Ontology annotation, molecular function: carbohydrate binding. The record is from RefSeq and is a predicted model, not a curated record. The transcript has a single exon. Lineage: Eukaryota; Metazoa; Arthropoda; Insecta; Diptera; Drosophilidae. Gene Ontology annotation, cellular component: EMC complex. Bases 1 to 750 code for a protein of 249 amino acids.